Gordionus sp. m RMFG-2023 is the source of this 2508-nucleotide messenger RNA. RefSeq lists its product as uncharacterized. The transcript has 3 exons. NCBI's taxonomy places the organism in Eukaryota, Metazoa, Nematomorpha, Gordioida, Chordodea, Parachordodidae. The record is from RefSeq and is a predicted model, not a curated record. The coding region runs from base 1 to 2508 and encodes 835 amino acids.
AUGGUCUUGCUAUACCAGCAAAAUCCUCAACAAACCUAUAAUGAUAAUUUAUCAUCCCUAGAAAAAAUUUUCUUUCACUCAAUUCAUAGCCUCUCCUUUAGUCACACAAUAGAACGCUGCCCCACGUGUUCCAAAAACAUAAAAAUCACUAAAUCCGGCCUUUUCACCAAGCACAAAUCCAAAGGCAUUGCUUGUCCUGAGUCUGGAAAGCGUCCUUCCCCUCCCUUCCAAAAUCCCCUCUCCAUUUUUUCUACUCACAAUUAUACUUCCACCUCAUCCAAUAACGCCCACAUACCAACCACAUCAGACACAUUCAUUUCCCUCCCACCUACCACUCACGUCGACAUCAUUAACUUUCUAAAAUCUGACAAACCUCCCAUUAUUUCUAGAAUUCCCAAAGGCUCUAGAAUACAAGUAGCCAAAGCUCUCUCUACCUGUCUUGAUUCACUAUUAAAUAACUUUUCCUCUCUAGAUCAUUGGCUCAAACUCUUUUCAUUUUCUUUCACGACUCUCCAACCUCCCAAUCCUGAGAUUCACAAAUCUUUAACCCAACAAAUUAAAGACGCUAAGAUAAUUUCUAAUAAAAUAAACAAUAUAAACAUUAAAUCUGCUCUCCGCCUACUAGCAUCUGACGACUCAAUUGCAACCAGUAAUGAGGAGAGCUACAACAAACUUAAACUUAAGCACCCUUCUGGAGGUGACCUCAUACCUCCUCCUCCGCCCAACAUAUUUCCCACUAAUUUUACCCCCGUCGAGGUGCGCAAAAGUAUCCUAUCCUUUCAUCACGACUCCUCGCCCGGGUAUGAUGGGCUUCGCCCCAUCUUCCUCCAGGACCUUACAUCCCCCCUCAUAGUCAGCCAGGUCCCUAUUUUACAGAAUCUAACAACAUUCUGCAACAAAAUAGCACAUGGACCUGUUCCCGAAUCCAUCAGGCCACUCCUGUUUGGCGCUAAAUUAAUCGCACUCGAAAAGCCGAACAAGGACAUCCGGCCGAUAGCAAUCGGGACCGUAUUCCGUCGUCUCGUUGCUAAACUUAUAGCUUCCAAAAUUAAGGACAACGCAGCCUUAAUUUUAGCACCCCAUCAACUCGGUAUUGGCAUCCAGGGUGGUUGCGAAAUAGCCACACACGCUACUCGCAUCCAUCUCCAAACCAACCCUAGUGACGAAAUCCUCGUCAAAAUUGAUUUCUCUAACGCCUUCAACUCCAUUCGCCGUUCCCACUUUCUUCCACAAAUAUACCACUCAUUUCCCACCUUCUCCCAAUUUUUCCACUCCUGCUAUUCCAAGCCAUCUCAUCUCCAAUUCAACAACUACUUACUUUCAUCAUCUGAAGGGAUCCAGCAAGGCGAUCCUCUAGGCUCGAUAAUUUUCUGCAUUGGAAUCAACGAAAUGGUCAAAAACAUUUCUACCAACUGCAAUCUUCCACUCCACACUUGGUACAUCGACGACGGAAUAUUCUGCGGCUCCCCUCAUGAGGUCGCCAAGGCUAUCGCCAUCAUUAAUACACAUUCCGCCGCAAUUGGACUUUCACUUAACGAACAAAAAACCGAGAUCUGUCCACUUCAUUGUUCCAUCCCAUUCACCCAUAACUUCCUUACAACCGAGCUAUCAUCCCUCACUCAUCUCGGCUCACCUGUCGGUGGCAUGCAAUCCAUUAAUCACUUCUUCACUAACGCAUCAUCUAGCUUACUUCAUUUCAAAAACAUCUCUAAAUUUCUCCCUCGCCAUCAAGCUUUUUUUCUCCUCAAAAACUUUUACUACAUUCCUAAAAUUCUUUACGCUCUUCGAUCCACCUCAAUCUUUAAAUUUCCCGACUCACUAAAAUCAUUUGAAACUUCCGUCAAAUCUCUUGCCGAAGAGAUCCUUAAUCUUCGCUUCAACCAUAAUUCAUGGCUACAAGCAUCACUUCCAUGCAAGCUCGGGGGCAUCGGCUUACGCUCACCUCUAACUCUUUCCAUCAGUGGAUUCAUCGCCUCCCGCCUCUCAUCUGACUCACACAUUAGCCAGCUUUCUCACUUUCCUGACCCAUUAUUAGCUGAAGCCCAGACCAUUUGGGACAAUUCCGUUGUCCCAAACACUCCUCGACCCUCCUCCUGUUUACAGAGAGACUGGGAUACUCCACUCAAUGAAGGCUCCGUCGCUUACCUAAAAUCGAGCCUUCAUGACGACGAUCUCACAGUCUUUCACCAAUUAAACCAAGGAUCGGGUUACGAGUUUCUGGAAACUAUACCCUCCAACAACCUCGACUUGUUGCUGACCGCUGACAAGCUAAGAUUUGCCAUUGGAUUACGGCUCAAUUACGAAAUUGUUCUACCGUACCAAUGCAAACAUUGCGAAACCAGCGUCGAUCGCAAGGGCAGACAUUGCCUCCAUUGCCGCUUUUGCCGAGGCCGUUUUCCACGGCACACCAAUUGCAAUGACAUCAUAUUGAGCGCUCUCAAAUCCACAGGCAUUCCAUCAAGACUUGAACCGACCGGCAUUUUUAGAUCCGACGGAAAACGGUCCUGA